Molecule: messenger RNA, 2474 nt
Organism: Tribolium castaneum (red flour beetle)
Lineage: Eukaryota; Metazoa; Arthropoda; Insecta; Coleoptera; Tenebrionidae
Gene: Traf6
Product: TNF-receptor-associated factor 6
Exons: 5
Coding region: 1250-2446 (398 amino acids)
Biological process (GO): regulation of apoptotic process; protein K63-linked ubiquitination; innate immune response
Molecular function (GO): tumor necrosis factor receptor binding; zinc ion binding; ubiquitin protein ligase activity
Source: RefSeq, a predicted model, not a curated record
UGUGAAGUGAGGAAGUGCCACUAAUAACUUUCCAGUGAUUGUAGUUAUUUUUCUUUUUUUUUUUUUAGUUUAAAAGAGAGGCGAGAGCAAUAUUUUUCAUUGUUAAAGAUUGUGAUAAUGGAGAAAGUAUAGUUUUUGUUUAAUUGCAUUUCGUAAACUCCAUCAUAACAAUUUUGCGUUCGGUUUUGUCAAUUCUUCCAUUUUGGUGCCCCGCUAGAAUAGAAUCAAAACAUUUGCAUAGCGUAAGGACAUGUAGCUAGUCGUUUGAUUUAAUUCUAGAUAACUCAAGGGACAAGUGAUAGACUAUAGUUAGACGAAAUGUGAUGUUAUAAUCAAUGAUAUGAUGUUUAGGAAAUUAUUUUGUCGCCAGACACUUUGCUACAUAUUUUUAUAAAUACGAUUAGAAAGAGUUAGUUUCUCAGACUUAUUUUGUACGAUUCGUUCUUAUAUUUAUACUAGUAGGACGUAAUAAAAUGUUACUUCUGGACCAGGGCAUUUGGCGUCUUAAAAGACACAUUAGAAUCCUAUAAAUUUAGCUGUUUUUCUAAAAGUAAACAACCGAGAAAGGCCUUUGAAAAACAUUCAUUUUUAUGCAUCUCAAAACUACCCAUAUAUUUGUAGACAACCCAAAAAUUGGUCACACAAAAAAACAUAGUAGAAUCCUACAAAUUAGCUGUUUCCCCAAAAUUAAACAGCCAAAAAAUGUCUUGUUUUUAAACACCCCAAAAUGAUUUAUCUGAAGCAGGUCAUUUGUUAAAGGGUUAAUAAUUGCAAAAAGUUUUAUCUGGGGACACGAUAACAUUUAUUAUUAUGGGUUUCUAAGAAAACCUAUAAUUUCUUCAUAUUUUGGAUUUAUAGAGACGGAAGUGAAUAGUCCGCUUGAAAAAGAAGAAUUUACUCCCUUCAGAAGUGACCAAAUAGAAGACUGGUAUUAUGGUUAUAAAUUAAUCAAUAAAAAAUUAGGAAUAUAAAUAUUAUCCGCUUUUUUAAAGUUAGAAGCUUAAUUUUAAAUUAAUUCUUUAAUUGGGAUUUUUACAUCUUACUUAUGACACUAUACUCCUCAUUACUACCAUAAUAAUUGAAUAAUGAAUAAAUUUGUAAAUAAAAAAAUAGUUCCCACAAUAUUCUUUUAUUCUCUUAUUCCAUUUAUAAUUUAUUCUCAGGUGUGGUCACGUGACUUAGAACCACCUGUCAACCUGAAAAUUAACUCAGCAGAAAACAAUGUUGUGUUGAUUCACACGUGCCAAAAAUGUCUUCAGCCCACAGUAACACCCUGGCCCAAGAAAGUUCAAUUAACGAUAAUUUUUCUGGCCCCGAAUCGCGUUUUGAGUGCCCCAUUUGUCUCGCAUGGCUGCGUGAUCCCGUCUUGACUUCUUGUGGGCACAGAUUUUGUCGUAGUUGCAUGGACUCAUGGCUCGAACGCGAAAAUCCCUCGUGUCCUAUCGAUAAUACGAAACUGGAAAAGGGAGUUGACAUUUUCCCCGAUAAUUUUACUCGAAGAGAGAUUUCACAACAAAAAACCAAAUGUCCGAAUCUCGUAAGGGGCUGUUUAGAGGAGUUGUCGCCUCUUGAUGUUGAAACACAUUUACUGACGUGUCAGUAUAAGCCACCGGAACUGCCCGAAAAUGAGAAAUUGCGAUGCGCUUUUGUCGAAUUCGGCUGCGAAGAUAAGUUUGAAGACGAACCGGAAUUGCAAAGACACUUGGAACAAUACAUACACAAACAUUUGAACCUGUUGUCACAAGCAUAUAGUAAGUUCACAAUAAACAGUCCCUCAACAUCAGCAAUUGCACAACAAGCGAAUUUUUGGGAUCCCCCGUCUAAAAAUGAUACUUCAGUCUCAAGUAAUCACGAUAAUGUAAAUGGGUUAUUAAAGGCCUUGUAUGAGAAAGCCGUUUUAUUGGAACAAAAGACACGCGAACAAGAUAUAAUCAUAGCCAAUAUGUCUGAACAAAUUUCGUCUUUGAAUCUAUCAAUGUCAAAAAUGCACUUGCGUUACUGUAACGGUUGUUAUUUGUGGUAUUUUAAUGAUUUCAAAAACAAGAUAAAUGCGAUGCGAAAUGAUUCGAGAAUUAUGCACUACAGUCCCGGUUUUUACACCGCAGCUAAUGGAUAUAGAUUGUGCAUUCGCUUGAAUUUAUCACCCAAAGACCCAAAUUACAUAGCUAUCUUAAUCCACGUGAUGAAAACAGAGCACGACAAUGCCUUAGACUGGCCUUUCAGUGGUAGAUUAACUAUAACUUUAGUCCAUCCUUUGCAGCCUUUUCACAACAUAAAAGAAACGAUGAUGACUCGUCCCGAAUUGGAUGCGUUUAAGAAACCAGUGCAAGAUAUGAAUCCCAAAGGUUUUGGUUAUACCGAAUUCGCCUUAAUUGAAGAACUCUUCUCUCAAGGCUACGUCGAAAACAAUCAUUUGUUGAUAAAAGUCCAAGCUCAACCUGUGUAAAUAAAAUCUUUUUAAAAUGGUUUAUUAA